GAAAUUCCUGCCACGAAACAAAACAGGAAGCUGCUCGUUUACUGAGAGCGCACGACAAUGAAGGGCUUUAAAACAAGAAGGUUUUCUUUUUUAAAGACCGCAGUGCAUUGUCAGUUAUACCGUUAAAUAUGUUUGUUUCUUACUGAGUUUUACACAGCUAACUUUUAUUUUUACAACAUUUAUUAGUGAUUUUCUCCAUCUGUUUGCACUUAUUUUCUUCGUGUUUUUCUGAAACUUUUUUUAAUUGGUUAAAUGGACGAUAACAAGAUGAUGGGUGGAAAGGUCAAAAAGCCAGGCAAGAGAGGACGUAAACCUGUGAAAAUUGAUUUGAAAGCAAAGCUUGAGAGGAGUCGACAAAGUGCACGAGAAUGCAGGGCAAGAAAAAAGCUGAGAUAUCAAUACCUAGAGGAAUUAGUGUCUAGCCGAGAGCGAGCAAUUUGUGCCCUUCGAGAAGAACUGGAAAUGUACAAACAGUGGUGCUCUGCAAUGGAUCAGGGAAAAAUUCCAUCAGAAAUCAAGGCUCUUCUGACUGGGGAUGAACUUAACAAAGCACCACAAAUCGCAAGCAAGUCCUCAAAAAAUGGAAAAAAUAAUUCUUCUGGCAAUCAUUAAUGUGAGUUUUUCCAAGUAUAAAAUAAGCAAGAAGAAUGAACCUGAAGCACUUCUUUCUUGUGAUCUCCAAUGCUAAUAAACAAUUAUUUUAAAAGUGAAAAGUUCCAUGUGUAACAAAGGGAGUAUUACUUAUCACAUUUAAGGGGCCAGUUUGGUAUUGAAGUUUUAAGUCAGUUAUUUCCUCACAAUCCUGCUAAAUUUUAAUUUCCCACAUGAAAGUGCAGACUAAAGUGAAGUAUAAUUUAUACAUUUAAAAAAGGGUACAGAAGUCCCAAUGUGAUGAAAAACCUUACUGAAUAUGUCCUCUUUGAAAUAUCAAAUGUUUUGAUUUAAGAAAAUGUGCCUUCCAUAUUUUUUAUAUACAGUAUAUAUAAAUAUAUUCAUGCAUGCAGGAUAUAGAGGACAGCAUUAUUAUUGUGCAGCACUGCUGUCUUGCAGUGAAGAGAAUGGGGUUCCCUGCAUGUAGUUUGCAUGUUCCCUCUGGAAGCACUGGUUUCUUCCCGCACUCCAAUGCAGGUUAGGAGGACUGGCAUUGCUAAAGUGGCCCAUGUGUGUUUCUUUGUUCACCCUGCGAUGGACUGCCACCCUGUCCGGGGAUUGUUUCUGCCUUGCAUCUGAGGUUUGCUAAGAUAGGCUCCCUGUGACUUUGUCCUGGUUAAGAGAGUUAGGAAAAUGGAUGAAUGGAUGCCGAUACCUUCUUUCACUGAACUACAUUGUGUGCAUUAUCAAUACAGCUACAGCAGGCAGAAUCUUUGCGAAAUAAAGAAAAAAAUGUCUGUGUAGUGAAUGAAUAUAAGUGAUUGAGUGACUUUUUCAGUUAUUAUUGUCUAUUGAGUGACUUUUUCAGUUAUUAUUGUCUAGUUGUCUACACAACUGAGACAUCACAUCAGACCAUCCACAUUCACUGUCAGUAAUGACAGUUGGCUAUGACUUUCCAGGGUAAACUUAUACCCCCUGACCCUUUUAAAAUUGUUGAAUCUCACACCAAUGGUUUGCCUUUUUCCUUGUUAAAAUGAUGAGGAUGCUCUGUUUUGCGAACCGUCCUUAUAAAACAACAAGUGUAUUUAAGUGGGACUGUUAAUUUUCUGCGUCUCUGUUAUGCAAUUUGGCAUGCGGUUUGUAAAAACAAUGCUAAUGUUGGUAAUGGAAUAUCUGUUGGAAUAAAAAUGUGAUGCGUUUUAUUGGUAAAUGCAUUACAAAAUGCUUUCAAAAUAGAUGGUGUACUACCAUUGCUGAAUAUGCUGUUGUCUACAUUGAUUUCUUAGAUUGCAUCCCAUCUUAGAUGGGUAGCACAAGAUAGUAUGUUUAUAAUCUCAAGGAGUGGAUCAAUACUCAAAAUUUUUGGCUUGCAAAAUAGACAUAUUUGGUAAGUUUUGAGGGUUUUCAUUACAUUAUACAAUGGAAGACCAGAUUAGUUUUUUAUUUUUUUAUAAAAUAUGCUUCACUGUACAAUGCAGUUUCAUGUGACAAACUAAUAUUUAUUUUUAUCUAAUUUAUAAAAUUGUAAGGGUUGUCUUACAAACCACUGGGCUUUGAACCUUGAUCAUAAUCGAGACCUUAUGACGUGAUAUGUGUAACAUGAUGCAAGAAUUGAAUUUGUGGUGUACCUUGUGCAUGUAAUUGGACUUUGGGUCCUUUUGCAUGGUGAACAGCAGCGUGACCACACAUGGCUUCCAAGAAAAAAACUGAUUCAGAAAUUCAGAAACAGAUGGCGUCUCUGUCAGGAUACGAACUAUGUCAUCGGUUGGCAAUGAAGGACAUUUUAACAAACUUGGUGGAGUGACCAGGGGUGUUUUUUUUUUAAUGAUGUUGCUUCUGCGAGGACUGGAGGUUGGAGUGUUAUUAGUAAAACUUGUUUGUGAAAAACUAACUUUUGUCUUGGAAAAAUAUCAAGUUUAUGUUUUAAUACAAAUAACUAGGGUAUAUAUCUAUGCUUUGUAGCAUUAUUUUCAAUGCCUUUAAGAUUAUACUUGAUAUUACCUAACAGUAUGGACCACUUUUCCUUUCUUAAAUAAAAGGGCCACGUGACCCAUUUGCAUUAGCAUAUAGACUUGCUAAACUUUAGCAUCAACAUUUUAUAACACAAAUUUCAUGUAAAACAUAACAACUGAAAAGGUAAUGUUCAAUCAUUCUUGUUUUCUUUGAACUUUUCAUCUAUUGUUGCGUAUAUAUGACUAUAAUGUAAGAAAUUGUUUCUGAUAUUUAUUAAAAGUGCUUUCUUAGUGAUUGUAA
Molecule: messenger RNA, 2844 nt
Organism: Polypterus senegalus (gray bichir)
Lineage: Eukaryota; Metazoa; Chordata; Cladistia; Polypteriformes; Polypteridae
Gene: crebl2
Product: cAMP responsive element binding protein-like 2
Exons: 4
Coding region: 253-612 (119 amino acids)
Biological process (GO): regulation of DNA-templated transcription
Cellular component (GO): nucleus
Molecular function (GO): DNA-binding transcription factor activity
Source: RefSeq, a predicted model, not a curated record